AUGAGCUCUACGGAUACCGACCCGGCGGUCGUCGACCUCGCCUCGCCACCCCGACCUGCGCCUGUGCAGGAUGGUGCGUCGGCUCUGGCAGUGACGCUGGACGAGGGAGUUGCAGCAGGAGGUAGCGCUGGCGACGACGUGACUGCUGCCGAGCAGGCCACGUCCCCAGCCGUCGACCCCGUGUCCACUGCGCGGGAAACGCCCAACCCGGCCCCGGCGUUGGCGUCGGCGUCAACACCGACAACAAUGUCACCCACCAGUCCGCCUUCCUCGCACCCGCCUUCCUCGACCGUGUCUGUGUCUCCCUCAACACCUUCCUCCACCGCACCUCUCCCGCCUGACACGCAAGUCAUUGCCUCGCCACCACGCCGCUCCAGCUUGCCGCUUGCCGCCGCCGUUCUGUCCGAUACCGCCAGCAGCACACCAGCACCAGCCCUGGGAGCCGUGACGGCCACGGCCACGGCCACUCCAGCGCCUACGCGCGCGGCCUCGAUCCCGUCUGCACCGAGCAAGCCACCAGCGGACCCCGCCAUCCCCGAGACGCUGGGACUGGACGUGGACGGGGGGCACACGCCCGCGCCCACACCCGCGCCGGCCGGGUCGUCGACGGCAACUUCCACGAGCGCGAGCUCGUCGUCUGGCCUCGCGUCGACCGGCGGCGGCAGCGCGGGCCAGGGCCAGGUCAAGGCUACUCCAGAGUACCUGCGCGCCGCGGCUGGUCUGGAAGAGUUUGACCCGUUCGCGACGCCGCCCCCGGCUCCCAGGCGCAGCGAGCGGCCACGGCCGACCGUCACGACCACGCCGGCGGCGGGUAGUACCCUCGCAGGCCCCUUCAACUUUGCGGGCUUUCUCAAGGACCUCCGGACCAAGAGUGCUGAUCCGGUCGCGCGGUAUCUCAAGAGCUUCCUUACCAACUUUGCCAAGAAGCCGUUCACCGUCAACGAGCAGAUUAAACUUAUCCGAGACUUUUUGGCAUUUAUCGGCGACAAGAUGAAGCUCGUGGAGCCCUGGCGGUCCCAGUCCCCGGCCGAGUUUGACCUCGCCCUCGAGGCGAUGGAGAAGCUUGUCAUGAACAGGCUGUAUCCAUACACCUUUACGCCGCAGCUCACCGCCGCGCAAACCAUCACCACCGACGACCUUGAACGCGACGCCGUGUUUGCGCAGCGUGUCCACCUCUUUGGCUGGGUGCGCGAGCGCCACCUGGACGUUCCCGAGGGCGAGGCCGCGCUGGGCUUCCUCGGCUUUGCAGAGCAAGAACUGCUCAAGAUCAACCACUACAAGGCGCCGCGUGACAAGAUGAUCUGUAUCCUCAACUGCUGCAAGGUUAUCUUUGGCCUCAUUCGUCACACCGAGGGAGGAUCUGCUGGAGCCGAUGCGUUUGUGCCCAUUCUUAUCUUUGUGGUGCUGCGCGCUAGCCCCGACAACAUGCUGUCCAACGUCGAAUACAUCAACCGCUUCCGUAACCCGGAGAAGCUCCAGGGCGAGGCUGGCUACUACCUCUCGUCCUUGCAAGGUGCCAUUGCCUUUAUCGAGACGAUGGACGCGUCGUCACUGUCGAACAUUACGCAAGAAGAGUUUGAGCUCAAUGUCGAAAAGGCGAUCCAGGAGCUGCCGGCCUCGCCCACUUCGCCACGAGCACGCGCUUCGGCCCCCGAGCGCUCCGACAUGUCCCCCUUUGCCACUUCCCCAGGCGAGGAGCCGGCACGCGCGCUCCAGCUGCCCAACACGAGCGCGGCGCUGGACGGGACCAAGCGCUUCUUCCAGCGGACAGGCGACGCGGCCAAGGAAGCCGUCUCGCGCCCGAUUUCGGCCAUUGGCAAGAUUCUGGAGAACAUGCAGGCGGCAGCCGACGAGGAGGGCAGCGAGAGCGGCGACGACGAGGUGGUCGACCGGUGGGCGCCCGGCGGGACACGCGACCGCGAGGCUGAACGCCGGCACCACGCGCCUGGUGGGCCCAUGCCCGUCAACAUGAACCGCCUCAGGCCACAUGGACAGCAGCAGCACCAGCAGCACAUGGACACGCCCACACGCGCACCGGAACACCAGGCGCAGCCCCCCUCCCGCCUCCUCGCGCAGCUGGGCCUGUCGCCCAGCGUGUCCGAGAACACCUCGCGCGAGCCCACCCCGACGCCCGAAUACGCCGCCGCGCAGCAACAAGCGUACGAGGCGCACCAGGCGGCCCACUUCCACGCCCAGCAGCAACAGCAACAGCAGCAGCAGCAGCAGCUGGCGAUGCAGAGCACGAUCGAGGCGAGCCACGAGGCGUAUGCGCGCGAACAGGCGCGCAGCGCCAGUGUCCUCACCCUCCAUCAAAUGUUCCCUGCGCUCGACGAGGAGAUUGUGGGCGCCGUGCUGGCGAGCUGUGGCGACGACCUGGGCAUGGCUAUUGAUCGCCUGUUGGAGAUGUAG
Messenger RNA from Apiotrichum porosum, 2409 nucleotides. RefSeq lists its product as uncharacterized. Gene Ontology annotation, cellular component: endocytic vesicle; cytosol. Gene Ontology annotation, molecular function: small GTPase binding; ubiquitin binding; guanyl-nucleotide exchange factor activity. Bases 1 to 2409 code for a protein of 802 amino acids. Lineage: Eukaryota; Fungi; Basidiomycota; Tremellomycetes; Trichosporonales; Trichosporonaceae. Gene Ontology annotation, biological process: vesicle-mediated transport. The transcript has 9 exons. The record is from RefSeq and is a predicted model, not a curated record.